AUACUUUCAUCCAUGAAGAGGGCCUAGGUGGGAGGAGUACUCUUAUUAAUAUAAAUAGCAAUGGCUUCCUCUUUGCUUUCCGGUCUCACCUCCCUCAACUCCAUCAGCAACUUCAAUAGCACACUCGUUCUUCACGCAGUGCAACCCAUCAUGCACACGUUUACCCCUCUCCUCCUGGUUGGCAGUCUUGCCCUCCAAGCUAUUCAUGCCUUUCCAAGUCCCAGCCGAGUUGAGGAACGGGAUGGCGAAAUCUUGAAACGUUCGGUGGACUCUUUCAUCGCCACUGAAAGUCCAAUUGCCAUGAAAAAUCUUUUGUGUAAUAUUGGAUCGAGCGGAGCUUGUGCUGCAGGAGCAUCCUCGGGCAUCGUGAUUGCUUCACCUGACAAAGUAAACCCAGACUGUGAGUGUUGCUCCAUUGCCUUGCACUGGCCGGACUCCUAAUACUUCAACAGAUUUUUACACUUGGACUCGAGACUCUGCAUUGGUCUUCAAGAACCUUGUAGAUACAUUCAUCAGCAGCACUUACUCUGCAUCACUUCAACAAGAGAUUGAAGACUAUAUCAGUGCCCAAGCCGGUCUUCAGACCGUAUCAAACCCUUCUGGUGAUCUCUCAUCCGGCGGUCUGGGCGAACCCAAGUUCAAUGUCGAUAGAACGGCUUUCACAGGUUAGCAAUGUCGAAAUCUCCCCCCUUGAUGUGUUACUGACAUGUGAACUGUACAGGAUCCUGGGGUCGUCCUCAAAGAGAUGGUCCAGCCUUACGUGCUACUGCUAUGAUUUCCUAUUCCAAAUGGUUGAUCGCCAACGGCUAUACCUCUACUGUGCAGAACAUCGUUUGGCCUAUUAUCAGAAAUGAUCUCUCAUACGUUACUCAAUACUGUAAGUUUUUUCGGACCUUUAUCAAAAAUCGCAAGAGACAAGAAGCAGUCUCGAAAUACACUUUUGCAUAGUUUUAUACUGACUAAAUAUACAGGGAACCAAACUGGUUUCGAUCUCUGGGAAGAGGUUCAAGGAUCAAGUUUCUUCACUGUCGCUGCUCAACAUCGUGCACUUGUUGAAGGUAGCGCAUUAGCCUCCCAGAUCGGUCAAAGCUGCGCCUAUUGUGAUUCUCAGUAAGUACAAAUGUAUGAAAUAUUUAGAUUAAGUGCUGAUUCAUUCUCUAGAGCCCCACAAGUUCUUUGCUUCCUCCAAAGCUUCUGGAGUCCAUCUUCUGGAUACAUCAUUUCCAACAUCAAUGAAAACAAUGGACGAUCAGGAAAAGAUGCGAACAGUAUCUUGAGUACUAUCCAGACCUUUGACCCUACUGCUGCAUGUGAUGCUUCCACAUUCCAGCCAUGCUCAGAUCGUGCUUUGGCAAACCACAAAGUUGUCACCGAUUCUUUCAGAUCGAUUUAUUCCAUCAACUCUGGAAUCGCCGAGGGAGUUGCAGUUGCUGUUGGACGUUAUCCAGAAGAUUCAUACCAAGGUGGUAACCCUUGGUACCUCAAUACUCUUGCCGCUGCUGAACAACUUUACGAUGCCUUGUACACCUGGAAUAAGCAAGGUUCCAUCACAGUGACCAGUACCUCCCUUGCAUUCUUCAAAGACUUCAGCUCUUCUGUCACAGCCGGAACAUACGCCUCUUCAACAUCAACCUACACUACUCUGUACAACGCUAUCAAAACAUACGCCGAUGGCUAUGUGAACAUCGUCGCAACCUACGCCCAAGCCAAUGGUUCCCUCUCAGAGCAAUUCAACCGAGCCGGAGGAGCCCCACUCUCAGCCUACGACCUCACCUGGUCCUACGCCGCCUUCCUCACCGCCGCCGCUCGUCGCGCAGGCGUCGUCCCAUACUCAUGGGGUGAGCCAUCCGCCAACAGCGUCCCCGGAAGCUGCUACUCAACAUCCGCAUACGGCACCUACUCCACCGCAACCGCCACCUCGUUCCCCGCAUCCCAAACCCCUAACGGAAGCGGAAGCGCCCCCGUCCCUACCACCACAACCAAGACCGGCUCCUCAACCACAACCAAGACCGGCUCCUCAACCACAACCACCACAUCCUCCUGCUCCAUCGCAACCUCCGUCGCUGUAACCUUCAACGAACUCAAAACUACAGCUUACGGCCAAACCAUCAAGAUCGCUGGUUCAAUUUCCCAAUUGGGUUCCUGGGCUCCUGCUUCCGCUGUCGCGUUGAGCGCUAGUCAAUACACCUCCAGCAACCCAUUGUGGAGCGUCACUAUUAACUUACCCGCCGGAACCGCCAUCCAGUAUAAAUUUAUCAACGUGGCGAGUGAUGGAACUGUUACUUGGGAGGCGGAUCCAAAUAGAAGUUACACCGUUCCGUCUAGUUGUGCAACCACCGCAACGGUUAGUGGAAGUUGGCAGUCGUAGAUGAGUUAUUUUUGAUCCUUCAUUCUUGGGAAGGAUUAAGGAUGGGAAUGUACUAGUGGAAGUUUUGAGUUCGGGGCUAGAUACUUGAGACGAAUGAAUGAAUGAAUGAAUAUAAAGAGAGGGCGUUAUU
Messenger RNA from Sclerotinia trifoliorum, 2498 nucleotides. Lineage: Eukaryota; Fungi; Ascomycota; Leotiomycetes; Helotiales; Sclerotiniaceae. The record is from the annotation of a GenBank genome assembly.